Messenger RNA from Penicillium hordei, 1041 nucleotides. RefSeq lists its product as uncharacterized. NCBI's taxonomy places the organism in Eukaryota, Fungi, Ascomycota, Eurotiomycetes, Eurotiales, Aspergillaceae. Bases 1 to 1041 code for a protein of 346 amino acids. The transcript has 2 exons. The record is from RefSeq and is a predicted model, not a curated record.
AUGCACUUUGGACGAGCCAUGGUAGCCGAUGGGGAGUUUGAAGCCGCUGCAGGUCGCCUUCUACUUGCUGACCGCAAGCGGUCGACAGUCAGAGGGUCAUCUAUUGCAGUAAGCAAAGCCGAUUUGCAGAUUUUAAUCCAGCUCUUCUUAUUGCAACGUGCAGAAGAUAGACGCUGGAGAGCUGGGCUGUCCUAUCACGAAUUGUACCAACGCUCCGGAGAUAUUAUGUUCUCUCGUCUCAUUGCCGACCCGGACGAAGUAUCACGAGCUUCCGGACUUGCAUCUGCCUUUUUGGCUUAUCAAUUUCCGGGUAGCGAUGAUUAUGUGACAUGGGAGCAGUUUAGAGCCUAUUGCUCGGAAUGUCCUUCAUUCAUCUUCUCUUUCUUCCAGCUCUGGGCUACCGUAUUUAUACUUCCCACCGCACCGCAAGCUCCUCGUACUGAGGGUAAGUCCACUCUCUUAAUUAGCACUACAAACAUUCUAUCCUUCCUGAAUGUUGCCUACUUCCUUAGUGGAAAACCGCCAAAUUACCGCUUUCAUCAAACUGAGUCCAUAUUCCAGCUCGAUCUGCAAGCCUCUACUUUGGUAGCCAAUCUCGCCACGACGCCUGAGCUUAGUGUCGAGGAACUACACAAGAUCAUAGCGGCGCAGGACUGGUUCCACGUGAUACUUAUCCAGGGAGAGGAUCUGAAGAUCGAGGGAAAGAGCUUUAGUAGGCUCAUCGUAGCUUUCACGAGUCCUCCGGGGAAGGAGAUGUGGCGACCAGAGAGGAAAGGCUCGGUGCAAUACGUCUGGCGGACUUCUGUGGUUCAAUUGGAGCCAGAUCUUGCUGUGGCGGAUAGCGGGGGCAUGAGUGCGAGUGUGGUGGACAAAGUACUAGAAUUACAAUCCCACGGAGGGGCAGGGAAGGAAGUCACAAGUAUGAAAGUCGAUUUAGCCGGGAAAAUAGUUAAUGUUAAGGGGCUCGGUACUGGGCUUGCGGAAAAUGCGGAAAAUAAGAAUGCGGUGGGAUCGUCUGAGGCUGGACUGAAAAUCAGUUGA